Molecule: messenger RNA, 824 nt
Organism: Ixodes scapularis (black-legged tick)
Lineage: Eukaryota; Metazoa; Arthropoda; Arachnida; Ixodida; Ixodidae
Gene: mRpL27
Product: 50S ribosomal protein L27
Exons: 3
Coding region: 64-498 (144 amino acids)
Biological process (GO): translation
Cellular component (GO): ribosome; mitochondrial large ribosomal subunit
Molecular function (GO): structural constituent of ribosome
Source: RefSeq, a predicted model, not a curated record
CCUCGGAAGCAAAAAAGUCAAGUAACUGAACGCACCCUCAAAAAAUUACGUUUUCCUCUCAAGAUGGCGGCCGCCCUACAGCGCAUUGUUGCAUCGCUACCAGGUGCAAGGCCCACACUCGGGGGUCCCCAGUGGCAGGCGGUGCGUGGGGCCACCAAGGGCAACCGGGCCUGCCGCCAGGACGGUCCCCAGAGGGGCCACAGAUACGGCUGGCGCAAGUGGAGUGGCCAGAGGGUCCACGAGGGGGAGCUGCUGGUCAAGCAGCGCACCCUCCGCUUCCAUCCGGGCCUCAACGUGGUGUUUGGGUACCGGCACUCCCUGCUGGCGGCGGUGGAGGGGCGGGUGGCGGUGACCUUCGAGAAGGUGAACCCAUGCUGGGACAACCCCCGCGUCCAGAGCUUCUAUGAGGGGAGGGACGUGUCCAGCCUGCACAAGAAGUACUACCACGUCAUCCCGGAUCCCCAGGAGAACAAGUUCAGGCUCGUCUCGCUCGUCUGAAGUCUCACCGUCGCCAUCAGGAGGCAGCGUCGUCUGCCUCUUUUUGCCCUCCAGGUGCAAAAGGAUGCGGUCGACACUGCGGCAGCAAGCGUUCGAGUUGCACUCCCGUGCUUGUGAGAAUGAACACACAUAGUCACAGACAGAGAAAUAAUGUGGUUCAGGCAUUACUGUUCCUGCAUUUGGCUUUCUUCGCUUCGUCGUCCAGUCGAAAGACGCAGCGUCAUCUGCUUUGUUUUCACCCCGAUGUCCUGCAGAUAGUGGAGUGCCGCAGUCGAUGUAAGACUCUCGAACACGUGUUAGCAAGAAUAAAAACAGUCGCAGACGUA